Molecule: messenger RNA, 2159 nt
Organism: Hyalella azteca
Lineage: Eukaryota; Metazoa; Arthropoda; Malacostraca; Amphipoda; Hyalellidae
Product: plasma kallikrein
Exons: 8
Coding region: 1241-2116 (291 amino acids)
Biological process (GO): proteolysis
Molecular function (GO): serine-type endopeptidase activity
Source: RefSeq, a predicted model, not a curated record
AAAUGAACAAAGAGAUUUCAUCAGGUGAACACGGUCGCUUUGGAGACUGCAUUUGACGAGCAGGGAAGCUUAUUUACUGUCUGCCCGACGUAGAAGACGGCAUUCGAGUGCUGCUCUUUAGUAGAGUUGGUUAAGGUUUUCUACAGUAGAAACUUUCGGCACAGAACUCGUUUAUCAAGUGGGAAAUAUUUAUUGGUUCAAUUGAAAAAUAGUUUCAAUUGAAAACCUACGGCAGAAAAGUUAGAGAUGUUAUCUCAGAUACACUUGUAAAUGCGGUCUGUUAGUGAAUGAAGUUUUUAAAUACUCUGAGUUUACAAAGGCUAAAAGCAAGAGUUGUAGUAAAACGUUUAAAAAGCAAUGAAUCUAAACUAUGUUAUUUUAAAAUUCGUUAUUAUCUCACAAGGUGCAUUUCGGUUAACAAUGUUUUACCUUGCGAUUAUAAAUCUGACUUUUAUGAGCACGUUGUCUCGACAAAUCCCUAACGUGGUUUAUAUAAAAACCGUUAUUCCCAAUUUGCCAGUAAAAAUACUAAACUUAUGAUACGUGAUCAUCCUUUACCUCUUACCUUAACUUGAUAUCCAGUUAAUCAAAGUUAAUUCACCUAUAAUAACUUAUAGACAUUAUUCAGAUGAUUUACAUUUUUCAAUAUCGUAGAUUAAUUCUGUUCCCAAGCGUACAGUUCGUUCAGAAUAUUACACAGUCUAUACCUAAAAUAAUACAGAAAUUGUUUUAAUUUAUUUACGGUAAAUAUUUUCAGCAAUUAAUAGUAUCGAGCGCAUAUCCUAAAUCUAGUUAUAAGCAUGUCGGGGUUUAGAAAAAUAUGUAAUAGCUUUCUUACGGUCUAAUCUUUUUAUUACAGUUCGUUAUAGUUCGUGCGUCGCUACAAAAUUUUUGCAAAAAAUAUUUAUUAGCUUUCUCACAGUGUAAUCCUUCUUUCAGUUCGUCAUAGUUCAUGCGUGGCUACAAAACCCUUAUACUCGAUGUCGUCACAAGCCAUCUGGUGGAUGCUAGCCGUCAUGGCGGGGGCUCUCAUAUCAUGUGUCUCUCCUGCCGCUCUAUCCGUCCAAAACUUCGAACGCCAUUUCAUGCGCAAGCAGUGACAUUUUUGAAAAAUCGAGAAAUUAAAAAAAUUAUUGAUUUUCUGAUCCAAAUUUUACUGAUAGAACAAAAGUGACCUUAUAUAUUUCUCAAUUGCCGUGCACAGGAGAAAUGGACUUAGAUUUAGACGUAGAGAGCGAACAUGCUCAGUUCAACAGCACGUGCAAGUGCGGCAAAAAAGUUGACGCGCAUCGUCGGCGGCAAUAACACACUUGUCAACGAGUUCCCUUGGCAAGCUGCGCUCUACAUCGCCGCUACCAAAAAGUUUAUGUGCGGUGGUUCGCUCAUCACCAACCAGCACAUACUCACGGCUGCUCACUGCUUCGAGGCGCUGACGGCCGCGAACAUGGUGGUACAUUUUAGAGCGCACAAUAUCUCUGAUCCGUCGGAAACAAGUGUUGUGGAAAGGUUCGUGAAGGCAGUUUACAUUCACAAGUCAUACGACAAUACCACCAAAAAUAACGACAUCGCCAUCAUACAUCUCAACCAAACAGUGGACAUCAGCGCGAAUCUGUUGCCCGUGUGCUUGCCGUCUUCAGCAAAAUCGAAAUACGCGAACGUCUCAGCGGUCGUCACAGGCUGUGGCGCAUCGACGUUUCACGGACCUACCAUCAGCACCUUGCAGAAAGUCCAAGUUCCGGUGUUGUCCCGGAAGGAUUGCAUGAAUAAAACCGGUUACUCGGCUGCUCAGAUUCAGAUCACGCGCAAGAUGUUGUGUGCUGGAGCCGCUGGGCUCGACUCUUGCCAGGGCAACUCUGGCGGUCCUCUAGUCUACUUGGAUAACACACAAAGUUAUAGCCAGCGCAUUGGUCGGCAGCUGACAGACGCUUGCCUCAACAUCGGCUUCGUGUACAUCACCGGCCACGGGAUACCAGAAAGUCUGAUCGAGAAAGCGUUCAGCAGCACCGGCAAGUUCUUUGAACUGCCCCUGGCAGUGAAGGAAAAGUACGACCGACUGGACGGUCAAGGCUGGGAGGCGACUUCAAGAAACACGAGUUGCGCGAGAGUUUCGAUGUAGAAUUUUGCUUUACUCGCUACCCUGACGAAGAGAUCCCCGACUU